UGGCGAAAUCCCGAAGCUUCCAAGGACACGGAGUGCCCGCGCCUGGAACCUUCCCGAAGCAUCCGGACAAAACCGUACACUUCCCCUCUCCUUCCCAAUUGGAGAGAGGGAGAGAGAGAGAGAGACCGACCAAAAUUGGAACCUUCCCGAAGCAUCCUCUCUCUCUGACCAUUCUCCCGGAUUCCGGAAUUCGGCGACCGAUCGAUCUCCCCCCCUCUCGUUCGCCCUCGCCCUCGCCUAGCCGCCGGGAGAUCCGCAGCGACAGCGGGGUUCGAUCCGUCCGUCCGCCCGACCGGUGAUGGAGGAGACCGCGACCGCGACCGCGCCGGCGGUGGGGGAGAAGGCGGCGGCGGCGGCGGCGUCGUAUAGGUACUGGGUGCGGGAGGCCACCGGGGACGCCGCGCCGUUGCCCGUCCCCCGCAAGCUCGACCCUGCUUCCGCCGCGGCCGCCAACGGCAACGGCAACGGCAACCCGCCGCCCCUCGGCUCCGUCUGGAACCAGGCUGGAACCUGGGAGGAAAAGAACCUCAAUUCAUGGGCUAACAGUAGGAUAAAGGAAUUGUUGGGUUCUUUAGAUUCGUUAGAAUUCCCUACUGGGAAGGCAUCACUUGAUGGAGUUUCUAAAUGCACUGGUGAUGCAUUUCUGGUCACAGUUCGUAAUAAGAAGAGAGUAGGGUAUACUUAUGAACUGAGCUUGAGAUUUAAAGGUGAAUGGCUGAUUAAAGAAGAAAAUAUGAAGGUCAAAGGCCAUCUAGACAUUCCUGAGUUCUCCUUUGGUGAGCUGGAGGACUUGGAGGUAGAAGUAAGGUUCAGUGAUGACAAGGGCCUCACAUCCGACAACAAGAGGCAGAUUUGCAAGGACCUCAAGUCCUUCCUUUCACCUAUCCGGGAGAAGCUGCGCGCAUUUGAAGAAGAGCUCAAGGAUAGGUGACAGCAAAUGCCAUCAAGCCUGGCAUUAUCAGCAAGGCAAGUAACUGCCCUGCUUUCCCCAGUGUUAGCGUCAAUCAUGUAACUUUAUUAGAGCACUCAAGUUCUCAUAUUUCUCGUGAUAUCUGAUCGCAUGUAACUGCUAUGUGGACGUUUUUGUUGUAAGCUCCGGAUCGUCCAGAUGAAUAUGAACUGUCAGAAAAAAAUGUCAUUUACAUUAUCUGCUUUUCACGGAUGUUAUACUACGAUGCAUCACUUUGAGAACUUGGCCAAUUAUGAAACC
This is a messenger RNA of Oryza brachyantha (malo sina), 1210 nucleotides long. RefSeq lists its product as uncharacterized. Gene Ontology annotation, biological process: protein folding; positive regulation of ATP-dependent activity. The record is from RefSeq and is a predicted model, not a curated record. The transcript is spliced from 6 exons. Gene Ontology annotation, molecular function: ATPase activator activity; protein-folding chaperone binding. The coding region runs from base 299 to 931 and encodes 210 amino acids. Gene Ontology annotation, cellular component: cytosol. NCBI's taxonomy places the organism in Eukaryota, Viridiplantae, Streptophyta, Magnoliopsida, Poales, Poaceae.